AUGACAAUACGAUUGUUAUCAUUACUUCCUGCACUCUUUUUCAUAACACCCUCACUUUCAGUCGACGUGCCCUCGCAAUGUUAUGAUCACCCGAAUCCGCUGGAUCGAACUCUGAAGGUACCAGUAAGAUGUCCCAUGAUAGAUCACCUCGUAGAAGAAAACCUUUUGGUACUACAAAGCAUGUUUGUGGUGAAUGUUACGUGCAGUAUAGGCAACCGCACCCUGUGCGCAAAAGUUGAGAAUGCUUUUAAGGCCGCAGGAGAAAUCAUUUCGUCGACCUUGACGUUGAGCACACCAAUAAAUGUGAAUGCCGUUUUCGUGGAUUUUUCAUCUGGUGGAAAGAAGGGAUCACUAAAUAAACAAAUGUCAAUCUUUUUCUACAAAGGAGGUGCCUCUCCGGCGCGCUCGAUCUUACUGCAAGACGAUGACGGUCUUGCGAGAUUGUAUCCGCAAGCAUUAGUCAAACAGUUUCGAUUUAAAAGGCAUCCCGAGUUCUAUGAGUUUGACAUCACGGCUCUUUUCAACGCAGCGGCAACAAACCUUUGGUUCGAUGGGGAUCCGCCUAUUAAGAGUGAACAACAAGAUUUUUCAUAUGUUGUUCUACACGAAUACAUACACGGCCUGGGACUUCAUUCCAGUUUCAAUGAUCAUUUAAAUAGCGAACCGACGGCCAUAACCCCGAACAUAUACGCAUCUGUAAAUCUUAUCGACUCAUCGUUGAGAUUUAAUGGAUUCGUGGAAAUGGCUUUUGACAAAUACAUGAUACACCUGCCAACCGGAAAAAGAAUUUCCUCCGUCAUCACCAACAAGCUAAAUCAAUUCGUUGGUAGAACUGGGACAAUCUUUCCUAACAAGUACAAUUUCUCUUUGGAAUUUAAAUCCUCACCACAAUACACAUUUGCCCUGAACAUGAUGGAAUAUGCUGUCACACCCAAUUCGUUAGGGUUCCUACCGCAAGGGGCGAACAAGUCUAGUGAAGUGAUCGUCCUGGAGACUAGUCUGAUACCAUACAAACAAGGCUCCAGCAUCAAUCACGUGGAUUACAAAACCUACAACAAGGCACCGGAUUUCCUAAUGAAGUAUUUGGCCGAUCGUGGAGCCAACAUAACAGCCCUGGCGGCGGCCCGUGGAACCUCGGGACUUCUGAUUGGUCCUAAAUUAAAGUUAUUGCUUGAAACUUUGGGCUAUAAGAGCCCUGACAAUCCCAACCCAUACAGACCGGGCGUCGAUGUGACGUCAAAUUCGUAUAAUAACAGCGGUGCGUCGAUACUGUUGGACACCGUGAAUGCAUCAAGUUCAUCAGCACGUACGCAAUUUGGAGCUGGCAAUACGGCAUUCUUAUUUACCGGUGCCUUCAUCAUACUGCAACUCAUCAAAUUCUACACAUUUAACAUGGUUCUCCCGCCUAUCACCAUUCCAACAUUCUUGCAACCAAUCAUCCAAGCGUGGACCGUUUGGUUUACCACCACCUUCAUUUCGAUUCCCGCUGCCACCUUUUUCAUGAUAUGGGAUAUCCCAAAGUCGGUUGCCAGUCUAUUCCGCGAGAGACCCAAGGUCGUUCUUAUUACUGGUGCAAGUUCCGGCAUCGGCGCAAAAUUUGCUGAGGAAUAUGCAAAGCUUCCUGGUGUCACUUUGGGACUCUUGGCCAGAAGUGAAGAACGUUUGGGAAUGGUUGCGGAUAGUUGCCGUAAGAAGGGAGCGACCGUUGAGACGCUAGCCUGUGAUAUCACGCGAACCGAUAUUUUAGUUGAUACCAUUGAAGAAUUUUGCAACAGGCAUUCGGUCGAUUUAUUGAUAGCCAAUGCCGCUCAAGCUGGUCUUAAAUAUGAUAGCGACACAGAUCGCUGGGAGGACAUGUGGGAAAGAAUCUUUGAGGUCAACCUCAACGGGACCAUUGCCACCGUCAUGACUGUUUUCAAGAAUAUGAAAGACAACAAGAAAGGUCAAAUUGCAAUUACCUCAUCAAUUGUCGGUCACUUUAGCGUACCACAGAUGAUCUACUACAAUACCACCAAAUCCGCGUUGAUCUCAUUUGCUCGCGACCUCCGUUACCUAGCCUCGUGUAACAACGUCAAGGUCUCGGUAAUCUCGCCGGGUUUAAUAGACACGCCCAUGGCUACCGAUCCGGGUCAACCGACAAGCAUGUUUAGAUUUUUGUCCUCUUCACCUCGAAACCUUGCCGUGAUUGCGAAAUUGCAACUUUACGAAAAUUGGUUCGAAAUUACUUGGCCAUUCUUGGAGGUGCUGCCUGUCUACUCAGCCCAAACAUUACCACCAAGAGUUUUAGAAGCCGUCACGUGUGUGGUUGGACGUUUUUGGGGACUCGUCACUGGAUCCAAUGGCGAUGCCAUUUCCUAA
Messenger RNA from Acaulospora colombiana, 2358 nucleotides. NCBI's taxonomy places the organism in Eukaryota, Fungi, Glomeromycota, Glomeromycetes, Diversisporales, Acaulosporaceae. The record is from the annotation of a GenBank genome assembly.